AUGAGGCUGGGAUUCAUCUGUGCUCUGCUUUCUCUCCUGGAAGGGCAAAGCUGGGCAGACCCCCGAGCCAUCGGGGCCGAGGAAUGCCGCCCCAACUCGCAGCCCUGGCAGGUUGGGCUCUUCUUCCUCACCCACCUCUUCUGCGGGGCGACCCUCAUCAGUGACCGCUGGCUGCUCACAGCUGCCCACUGCCGCAAGCCGUAUCUGUGGGUCCGACUCGGGGAGCACCACCUCUGGAAAUGGGAGGGUCCAGAGCAGCUGUUCCGGGCCACAGACUUCUUCCCUCACCCUGGGUUCAACCAGAACCUCAAUGCCCAAGACCACAAUGAUGACAUCAUGCUGAUUCGUCUGUCCAGGAAGGCAUUUCUGGGACCUGCCGUGCAGCCCCUCAACCUCAGCCGGACCUGCGUCUCCCCAGGCACCCAGUGCCUAAUCUCAGGCUGGGGGGCCACGUCCAGUCCUAAGGCGCAGUACCCACUCACGCUGCAGUGUGCCAACAUCAGGAUCCUGGAGACCAAACUCUGCCAUCGGGCAUAUCCAGGCCACAUCUUCUACCGCAUGCUCUGUGCCGGCCUUUGGGAGGGCGGCCGGGGCUCCUGCCAGGGUGACUCUGGGGGCCCCCUGGUUUGCAAUGGGGCCCUGGCAGGUGUGGUGUCCGGGGGCUCGGAGCCCUGCUCCAGACCCCAGCGCCCUGCCGUCUAUACUAGUGUGUGCCACUACCUGGACUGGAUUCGAAAAACCAUGGAGAACAACUGA
Messenger RNA from Balaenoptera acutorostrata (minke whale), 756 nucleotides. RefSeq names its product kallikrein-9. The coding region runs from base 1 to 756 and encodes 251 amino acids. Gene Ontology annotation, biological process: proteolysis. The record is from RefSeq and is a predicted model, not a curated record. Gene Ontology annotation, molecular function: serine-type endopeptidase activity. Lineage: Eukaryota; Metazoa; Chordata; Mammalia; Artiodactyla; Balaenopteridae. The transcript is spliced from 5 exons.